Molecule: messenger RNA, 3479 nt
Organism: Ricinus communis (castor bean)
Lineage: Eukaryota; Viridiplantae; Streptophyta; Magnoliopsida; Malpighiales; Euphorbiaceae
Product: 5'-3' exoribonuclease 3
Exons: 24
Coding region: 181-3228 (1015 amino acids)
Biological process (GO): nuclear-transcribed mRNA catabolic process
Cellular component (GO): nucleus
Molecular function (GO): RNA binding; 5'-3' RNA exonuclease activity
Source: RefSeq, a predicted model, not a curated record
ACUUGUCUUGAACAGUUAAACUGAGAUGGAGAGCAUCUCUGCAUUCAGAAGAAUAUUUACGUUACGUUGGAAAGGAAAAUGGUGAUGAUGGCGUAGCCGUCAAAUUUAGAAGAACCCCCCAUAGAUUCGCUUCAACCAUACGCAAGUAUAGUUGUUUGCAAGAGAGAGAGAGAGAAGGAGAUGGGUGUACCUGCGUUUUAUAAGUGGCUCGUCAACAAAUAUCCAAAUGUCAUCACCUCUCCAAACCCAAAUGGACUUGAGUUUGAUAAUCUCUAUCUUGACAUGAAUGGCAUCAUUCAUCCAUGCUUCCAUCCUGAUGAUCAUCCUUCCCCACCAACCACCUUCGAUGAAGUCUUCAACAACAUCUACAAAUAUAUUGAUCAUAUUUUCAGUAUUGUGAGACCAAGGAAUUUACUAUACCUAGCUAUUGAUGGAGUAGCUCCACGUGCAAAAAUGAAUCAGCAAAGAUCAAGACGUUUUCGAAAUGCUAAAGACACUGAAAUUGCUGAGGCUGAGGAGGAACGAUUGAGAAAGGAAUAUGAAAUUCAAGGUAAACAAGUGCUCCCAAAGCAGUACUCUGAAGUCUCAGAUUCCAACAUAAUAACACCUGGGACAGAAUUCAUGUUCACAUUGUCAAUAAAACUCCAGGAGUACAUGAUUUCCAAUAUAAACUCUGAUCCUGCCUGGAAAGCUAUUAAGGUAAUUCUUUCAGAUGCCAGUGUUCCUGGCGAGGGGGAACAUAAGAUAAUGUCUUUUAUACGCCAGCAGCGCAUGCUGCCUGAUUAUAAUCCUAACACACGCCAUUGCCUCUAUGGUCUGGAUGCGGAUUUAAUAAUGCUUGCUUUGGCAUCGCACGAAGUUCACUUUUCCAUUCUGAGAGAGGUCGUGCUUUUACAACAGCCUCAAUCAAUCUGUUUAUCAGCACACACUAGCCUACAGGGAAGAAUCGAGUUUGGUGAGUUUGGCUCUAGUGAAAAUAAAACAAAAAGAAGAUUCUCUAAUGAUGAUAACACACUUGCUAAAGAUGUAUCUUUCAUUGAAAAGCCUUAUCAGUUUCUCCAUGUGUGGAUAUUGAGGGACUAUUUGAAGCUUGAAAUGGAUAUCUAUGAUCCUCCUGAAAAUUUCACUUUUGAUUCUGAACGUAUCAUUGAUGAUUUUGUUUUUAUGUGCUUUUUCGCUGGAAAUGAUUUUAUACCAAAUUUGCCGACUUUGCAAAUCCACGAGCAAGCUGUUGAUUUGUUGAUGACAGUUUACAAGAAAAAUUUCAAGAAACUGGGCGGUUACCUAGUUGAUGUGCAUCAGGUGAACAGCCUGAAAAAUGAUUAUUUAGAUCUAAAAAGAGUUGAAAAGUUUAUUCUUUUGAUUGGUGCUUAUGAAGAGAUGAUCUUCAAGAAAAGAUCAGAACUACGUGAGCGGAUGCUUAGAAAGCUUUGCCAACAUUCAGAUGCACCGGAAGAAGAUGCAAAAGAAUUAGAUGGGAAUGUGGAGCAAGAUAUGUUGAAGAUCUCAUUUUCUUCUCUGGAUGCAAAGGCCCAGAUUUCUGAAGACUUGGUACUGCAAAAUACAAAGAGGUUCAAAGAGGAACUAAAAGCUCGCCUUAGGCAGAAAUCUGAUCUUUUCCAAAAUGGCGGUUUCAGGGCAGAUACAGUGAAAUUGGGGACUACAGGUUGGAAAAAAAGAUACUAUGAACAGAAAUUUUCUGCAGAAAAUCCCAGCGAUAUUGAGUUAAUUCGGAAAGAAAUGGUGCAAAAGUACACUGAGGGACUAUUAUGGGUGCUUGGAUAUUAUUUUUCAGCAGUCCCAUCAUGGACAUGGUUUUAUCCAUAUCAUCAUGCACCAUUUGCGUCUGAUAUGAAGGGCAUGGCCCAGGUUAAGUUUAAGUUUCCAAAGGGUUCACCAUUUAAACCCUUUGACCAGCUGAUGGGUGUAUUACCUCCAAGGAGUGCUCAUGCACUUCCUAAAUCAUACCGCCAACUGAUGAUUGAUGAGCGUUCCAGUAUUAUAGACUUCUAUCCUGCUGAGUUUCAAAUUGAUAUAGACGGAAAACGAUUUAUGUGGCAGGGAAUAUGCAAGCUUCCUUUUAUAGAUGAAGAACGGCUAUUAGCUGAGACCAAAAAGAUGGAGAAGGAACUAACGAGGAAGGAAGCAGAUAAAAAUGUGGAAAAUGUUGAUAAGCUUUUUGUGAGAAGAGAAAACUUUUCGGAAUCACAACUGUUGCAACUUGUUUCAGAGUUUGCAGCUGGGAGGCCAAAAGACAUGGUUGAGAUAAAAAAUAGUUUAAGUGGAAUUGGGGGAUCUUUAUGCUUGUGCAUAAAGGACGCUUAUGAGGUUGAUUUAACAAUUGAGCAGCUAUGGAAUGACAUCCAAAAAAGAAACGUUUUAUGCCUUCUAUUUGAGUUGCCAAAGGGAAGUCAGUUUAUUCCCCGUCCUCUGGAGGGUGUAAAGUAUCCUGAGCAGAUUAUUGGCGAUGAUGAUAUUAUGGAGACCCAGCUUUGGCAUGAAUGCCCUGGAAGCAGAUGCCCUACCAGAUUGCGGGUUCAGGAAAGCCACAUAAAGUCGUACCAUAGAAGGGAUUUUGCUCCAAGUUUUUCUGCUGAGAGGAAUAAUGGCAACUACAGUGGGGAAUCUGCUUCAAACUGGUAUUUUGAGCCUACACACAAGGGUGGUAGAGGAAGAGGAAGAGGAAGAGAGAGAGGGGUUGGUAGUUUAAAUUAUUACCAACUCAGUAACUACUGCAGGAAAUCUGAGUUGAGCUCAUCUUCUGAGCAGAUACAUAAAGGUGCUGGGCCUGCAAACACUGGAUGGGGUGCUUGUAGAGGAAGGGGAAGAGGAAGAGGAAUUACAACUGUUGAUUUAAGAGAACAUAUAGAGAAGAUACAGAGAGUUGAACCUUUUGCCUCAUCAUCUGUUGUUGGUGGUUCAGGUAGGGGUCAUCAAAACUUCAACAGGACAAUGUUUGUUGAGUUAGCUAAAGGCAUGGAGGAUGGCCUGAAAUUAUCAGAAGGCAGCCAGAGCAUUAGCCCACAUGGAAAAUCAGUGUCAGCAAACAACAGUUUCUGGCGAUCCAGAAAUGGCAUGCCGUAUCAAAAGCAAACAAACAAUGCUUGCCGACAGAGUUUGCAAUUCAAUGCUGAUUCUUGGAUUGAAGUAGAUGGAAGAGGGAAACUGAGCUCGAUGAUGAGCAGCGACUCUAGGCCAGCGCCUGGAAUUGCCAGAGAAAACCAUUAAUUUAAGAAUUCUGAAACAAGAUGGUCCUCGAGAGAACAAGACAAAGCUCCCUUCAUCAGAUAUCGAUAAUACUUCUAUUUGUUAAUUUCAUGUUCCCUUUUUUGAAGUUUGAACUCGGAGCUCGUGUCUCCCCAUUUUGCUUCUCACAUCUGCCAUGCUCUAAAAUUUAAGCAAGUUUACUAUUUACUUUCUUGUAGUAAUAUAUAAUUAACACAGGAAUCAACAAAAAAAAGAAAGAAUCUUUCAGUUAA